GACAUUGGAAUUCACCAAAGCGCCAAAUAACUGUUCACAGUCUGUUCGUUCUUGCUAAUGCAAGUAAAUAUUUACGACGAUUUAGAUAUAUAAUAAAAUCUCAUUAUAUACCACCAUAGCGUAUGUAAGAUAUUCUAUUCAUUAUUACAAUUGUAUGAAAAGAUAUACUAUCGGAUGAUAAAAAAGGAAAUAACCAAAAAGAAAAUUUUGAUCGUAUAUCGUAUUUUCGAUCUUAUUAAAAAUAAUUCGAGCAUGGGCAAGUGGAAAUAAUCAUCAGGCUGAUGUGUCAAUGUGAUCUCUAAAACCAUAUCUGCGUAUUUCGGGUUUUGAUUCACGGUCAUAUGUCGAUCAUAUGUUAUGUCUGCUACCACCACCAGCACUGUCAGCGGUUUAUGCAAAUACAUGUCAACACGCAAUCAGAGGUGGUUCUCAGUAGCGCGAAUAGUAGUGUGUUAGUAAGUUAAUUUUCUCGAUUUCGAAAAUCACACUAAUCAGAAGCAAACGACGCGUUGGUAUUGGAACGUCCGUUAUCAGAGACAAUUGGAUGUAUGAAAUAUCGACAUUAAUCUCCUGAUUAUGGUUACGGGAUUAACGUCGAGAACUUGCUGAAGGCAAGUAAGUGAAAAUUUCAUACGUAAACACCGAACUCGAUGUUAAAUUACUUAUGCUGUCAGUAAGCUGUUGAAUGAUAUUUCGACUAGAAAGGAAUUCUGAGUUCCGAGGGUAUCGACGAGAAUGAGAUAACUAAAUUGAUAGCGAUGUUGGUAGCAAUUCAACUUGUGUAAAUACAAGAUACGGGUGUAAUCAUGAGUGUAUCGUAGCUCGAGUACGGUUCCAUGGUUGUAUAUUCAGUGAGAAAACGAAAAGAUGUGUGGAGUAUGGCUAAUUAUUUGUACAUGAUAUGUCAUGUGAUAAGAUCAGUAGCAUAAGCAGGAAAGACCUGCUAUGACUCAUUUUGUGAAAUAAGAUUGGUAUCAUGUAAGGUGACAUAGAAGGAUAACACCGUAUGGUUUAUUUAAAUAGAUACCAAAAGAAAGAAUAACAAAUUGCAGCCAUGGGUUCCAUCGCUUUAGAGGAGUAUGAGUUGAUGAAGGAUUCAAAGUAUCGGGUAUACGUAUCCGCUGUUGACAAAGCACUGAAAAGCUUUGAAUACACUAGUGAAUGGGCAGAUCUAAUCUCUGCGUUAGGCAAGCUCAAUAAGGUGUUACUGAGUCAUAUGAAGUUUCCUGUCAUUCCAAGAAGAAUCAAAAUAUCGAAGAGACUAGCCCAAUGCAUGCAUCCGGCAUUACCUUCUGGUGUUCAUUUGAAAGCCUUAGAGACGUAUGACAUUAUUUUUAAGUGCAUGGGCACUAAUAGACUCAGUCAUGAACUUUUUAUUUAUAGUGCAGGUCUUUUCCCAUUAUUGGGUCAUGCUGCUAUGAAUGUGAGACCAUCAUUAUUAACAGUGUACGAGACACACUUCGUGCCACUCGGCGAAAGGUUGAGGCCUGGAUUGAGCGGCUUUUUAAGCGGCGUUCUGUUAGGUUUGGAAGAUGGAUCUGAUCAUUUCGACAGAACCAAUUCCUUAUUGGAGAAAGUAUGCGAAGGUGUGGGUGCGCAACAUUUUUAUGCAUGCCUCUGGGACUGCUUAGCUUCGAAUUCCAGUAUCCGAUUACCUGCUAUAUCUUUCGUGCUGGCUCACUUUAAUAAAAAACUGCUGAUGGAGGAACAAAAAUACAUUAUGGGUACUAAUAUUAAAAUCAUGGUUUCAGCGCUGUGUGCUAGUGUACAAGACACUUCAGUACUGGUGCAGAGAAGUGCACUGGAUUUUCUAUUAAUAGGCUUUCCUAUACACAACAGUCAAUUGACGCAUCAAGAUAUGAUAUCAUUAAUUAAAGCUGCUUUGGUUACCAUACUGCGCAGAGAUAUGAGUUUAAACAGACGGCUGUUUGCUUGGUUAUUGGGUACUGAAGUAAACACGUCAAUUUUAAAGAAAAAGAGUCAUGCGACUACUGAUUCCAAGGAGGAUUCUGUAACAUACUUUGAUACGUAUUCGAAAGAAAUGCUAGUCGAAGCGAUAAAAUAUCUGCUUAAAGAAGUGUGUGAAGAAAACUCGCAGGAUCUCAGACCGUAUAGAAUACUCGUUUCAUUACUCGAUAAAGUGGAUAUUGGUCCAGUAAUUUUGGAUGACAUUCUGUUUGAAGUAUUUAGGACAUUUUAUAAUGCCUGUAAACAGUCUUUGUCGAGUCACAUGUUGAAAGCAAAUGAAGUGGUGAAAUCUGCGAACUUGCUGUUCUCGACUUUGGAGCCGUCGUACAUUUGGACGCACUGUGGUCAUCUGUUUGAAAAAGCCUGCAACACGAAGAUGCAGACGCAAGAUGCAACGGAAGAGAUUGUUGUAAGACCGAUUGGUAGUGGAAUGCCGAAUUUAGUGGAAGUAUGCAUAUUGACAGAAUUCUUGCUCGAGACCGUGUCAUUGGACGCGUUCAUAGAUACUCCAUCCGAACAUCUGCCUGGUUUGUUCUAUGAAAUAACUAGUAAACUUUUGCAUCACAUUAGUAUCCUGUCGUCAAUGGAGAUUUCAAAAAGUCUCAAAUUGUGUGCCAAGAUUUUGUCGAAAGUACAACCGGCAGUGAUAACGGCUCACCAGCCGGACAAAUGCGAAGCGGACGUCAGGACGGACACAUCUCUGAAUAAUAUUACGGUUCCUAGUGAUAAUUCUUUGAUUGUGAUUCCUUUGGAGAAGAGCCAAUCGGACAGUAAAUUGAAUAAGCCUGACAUAUCUAGCAUUUCCUUCGUGGAGAAAAGUCCGAGCACGAGGAGACGAGCCAAUUCUGGCGGUGCCGUGAAAAGAAGCGAGAAGAAAUCGAAGAAGAAGGGGAGUAAGAACAAGUUGAGCGAUGCCUACACUAUACAGGCUGACGGUAGCAACAUAUCGGUUGUUGUGAGCGAGGACGUGAAAUCCUUACCUAGGAAUAAGAGUAUGGACGACAUUAAGGCAAGCUGUGUCGAGAGUUGUGCAGUAAGCCCUUCGCCAAAGAAUCAACUGUCUACGCUAAAACGCUUAAACGUCAGUCCAACGGGAUCAACGGGAUCUUUAUACAGGGGACCAUCCCCGGCGUUUCAGGCGCAGCACUCCAUGUUGGAGAAGUGUCUCCGUCAAUACGAAAUGUUCUACGUUAAGUUAAUUAGCAGUCGGAUACUGAGCAAGGAACGAACGGUGCAGGACAUGUUCGACCGCCUGAUGGUGUCCUGCACGAGGAAGAGUUUUGACGAAAGAAUGCGUUCCUUGGAGUAUCUGCUGAAUUCCAGACUAAAUAUGGAGGAUUCUGGAUUCUCCAGUCAGGACACGUCCGAAACCGAGGACACCAAGUGCCUGGAUAUUUUUCACUUGAAUCUAGAUAUAACGUCGCAUCAGGACUGGAUCGAGCCCAUGAAGAUAGCGUCCAGUUUGUUCGUCGAGUUAUCCACGUUCCCGAAAUACUUUCUGCCUGGUGACAAUGUGCUCGUGGAGGAAGAACCCAAGUUCAAGCACGCUCUUCCGGAGUGGUUGAUAGUGUUGAUAGUCUGCUCCUGCUGGUUACAAAAGCAGCCGGCGUUACAAUUAACAAGCAUUGCCACGCUGUUAGAUUUGAUAGCAUUGUUAAAAGCGCACAGUGAUAUCGAAACGCACCCCAAAAGUGGGGAGGGAGUGACAGCGGUGAUCAUGGUGCCCUUGCUGAAACAAUGGCACAUGACUUAUUUGAUGCAGUGCACUAAUGUAUUUCAGGUAUUGGCACAUUCCUUGUGGCAUCAUUUGGGCGAGCUUCCCGCCCACAAAUUCAGGAUACGCUGCGUAGAAUUAUUGCACGAAUUGCAUCACGCCUUAUACAGUUCUUGCAAUGCGGUUGAGAAUCUAAUAGGUUCCGCGCUGACCUGUCAGAAUCCUGAAAAGAGAAUCGAAGCAUUUGGUAGAUUCGCUACUUUGUGGCACUUGGGACGAGAGAUCGAAAUGAAUCCGAGAUUACGCGGUUGUCUCAAAACUUUUGAUCAGUCCUUGCUAAAAAUAUUGGACAAUCUUCAGCUUGAGGACAAUUCACCGUUAAAAUUGCAAGCCCAAUCGUGGCUGCUACAUUCCCUGGUGCGUGGCGACAUAUCGCGCGUGAUAGAUCCCUUGUUGACAAUACUUUUGGACCCAUCCACGUGCCGCAUGAGCGUGCUCCAUGUGAGCAUACAGCACAGCAAUACCGUUUUAACGAAGAACGAUCCUGUGGAGGAGAAGUCGGAGAUUCAAGACGAUACCGAAGGCGCUGCGAAAAUUUACGCGAUUAGUUCAGUCGACGGUAACGUGAUAUAUCACGUGAGCGAUAACGUGAACGAAGAUAAAAAGUGGAAAAAGGGCCAGAAGAAGAAGCAGGCGAUAAAUCCAGUGAAAAUCAAACGGAUUUUUGCCGUGACGACGUUAGCGACUCGUGACAAUUGUAAUCAUUACGUCACCGAGAGGAAUCAGUUUAUGAAGGAACUCGAGGUGCCACCUAGCAUAUCCGGCAACAGAAAAAUUUCGGUGUUCGUGAAUCCUCUCUCGAUCAAUUGUAACGAGAACUCGAACGAUUCCCUGACAGAGGACGACUCGCCGCCGAAUACACGCAAGACAAAUCUGACAACGGAAUUAUUGAGAAACGCCACCCGCUUCAAGAAACUCGAUUUUGAUAAAGGCUCCACUGUCAGCCUGGACGAGAGCCUUUUCGAAUCGGCGAACUCCAGUUUAAAAACAAAAGACAAGAACAGCUUCAAGAAGCUGAAUGACGACGUAGGCUCCUCCUUGGACUCUAUAACGAACAGCUUGGACUCGAGCAGUCCCGAGGUGACUAGCAAACAGUCGAAACAAAAGAAGGAAUCGGUUAUAAUGCCGGGCGGAUCUCGGGAAGUGGCAGGCACUAUUAUGAAGGGCAGAUAUUACAGCACGAACGAGUUCAGCGCAAAUUACGAUCACGAUAUCGGCAGUUUUGAAGCGAGUGCGGAGGUGCCCAGUUGGACGAUGGAUGACGACGAUGGUGACCUGGACGUCAGCACUACUGCGGAGGAGUACUUCAGCAAUUCCAGCAGCGCCAGUAUAGUUGAGGAGAUUUUAAACGAGGUCCUCGAUCGUGCGAUGCAACUUUGUGAUGUCGCUGAACCGCCUAAAACUGAUGAAGUUCUCCAGCAUAACGCGAAAGCUAAGCGGAAUAUCGGUCUAGGCGUCCACAAUCUUCAUUCGCACAUGCUGCUCUAUUGUGGAGUCUACGACUCGGCUAGAACUCUCUACGCUCUACGUACACUGAGAAACGAGCUGUUAACAAAUACGCGGAUGUUUUUGUGUUCAGCGGCGACGACUGGCGUGACGAACGCAACAAAAAAUACAGUCCUGUUGAAUUUACUGGCGCGACACAGGAAAAGCGUCUUCGGAAGGAACUUCCACGGCGAUAUAGCUAAUACGGAAUUCGCAGCGGCUUACAGAAGUAGCAUGUAUUUAGAAGUGCUAAUAAGCAUAUGUUUGUACUUUGCGCGGAGUUACUAUCCAAAUCUUGGGCAGAUGAGACUUACGUACGAUGAGAUUGCGGGUAAUCGUCAGGUACAACUUGCAAGUGCAGAAUUAUUAACGCUGAUAUUUUCCGAGCUAAUCCCAAUCGUUCGCGACUCUGGGAAGGGUUUUAGUUGCUACAUAGUUGACUUAUUGACUAAAUGUAAAGUGCAAAAAGUCGCUUUGCACUGUCUUGUGUCCAGCGUUAUGAGCAUGAAGAACGCUCACAAGGAGAACGAGGAUGUUUUUACAUUUACCGAAGAAAUUGUAUUAUUUAACGACCCGUUCGUUGACAGUGAUGUUAACAAAUGUAAAUAUAGAGCGAGUGAUCAUACAGAAGCUUUCCAGAUACAAUUACUACGACUACUGCUAGCAUUGAUUAUGCUGGAACAUCAGUGUAACAGCCAGAAGGGAGAAGAGACCAAUCCAACAGCAUCAUCCAUACCGAAUUCGCCGACACGGACCGUGCCGAAUUUAAUCGGAAACAGCCUGAAAUAUAUUCCCGGAGCGUCAAUUUCGCAGCAACCGAUGUUUCUUGCUAGUAUCCUUAGUGCAUUGCAACUGGAUCAUAUGAGGCAUCUUCAUCAACAUUGGACGACUCUUGUUACGUCCAGCUUGCCGUUUAUGGGAUCAUCCUUGACGUCCGUAGUAACUUCGGUCAUUCAUCAGCUGUGCAGCAAUAUUGAACACCUUGCGUCGUAUUAUAUCAGCGAAGAGCCGGCAUUGACAAAUAAGUUGCACGAUAUAAGCACGGUAGAAUGUUGUUUGCCUGCGGAUUACACAGUAACGCAUUUGGAGGCUUUGACGUUUUUGCUGCAUUACUGCCUGCUGGAUACUUCCCAACAAAUUGGAUUCUCGUUUAAUCAGCCACUAAGUGGCACGAUACAAACCGGGAUUUCCGGUGCUAAUCCCGGCCAGAUAUUCAACAAUCUUAUACAUGUUUUUAUGCCCAGCCCGCUUUCUCCGGACCUAUCAACGGGGAAGGAUAAAACUGGUGCGACUGAGUUGCAACAACAUGCCAGAAGAACUGCAUUAAGCCAUCUGCCAAGAAUAAUAGCAUCCUUGUCCGCUUUGUGGCAAGCGGUUCUAGCAAUAAAAGACAAUGAACAAGCCAGUUGCGUGGUUGGUAAUCCGAGAAUAGUCAAGUACCAAUUGUUGGAACUUUUAUCUCCCAUCUCUUUUCAUCAUGGAGCGAACUUUUUGGCUGCAGUCGCAGUUGCUUGGCAUGAAAGACGUCAACCGUCUAGUGUUUCAAAAAAGAUACUCCCAGAAGCCUGCCCUAAUCAGCAAGUAAUGGUCGAUUUGGUUAGCGCUAUCCGUGUUAUGCCGAUCGACACCUUGGUGCACACCGUGCAUCAGGUAGUAAAAACACCACCGCCGAUACACGGAGUCAAGCAAGAUUUCUCACUGGAAGUUUCUGUGCUUGAAUUACUUUACGUGUACAUGCAAAGCAACACGUCGCAGUCGCUUAUCGAGUCCUGGGCUUCCUUGCUCACUUUACUGAAGGACGGUCUGUCCUUAACAGCACCGGCUCAAUUUCUCUUGUUAGCUAUAUUGAAUGAAUACGUGCAAAAGUGUCCACCCAUGCAGGAGAAGAAAGAUAUCAAGGACUUGCAAGAUGUAUCCGCAAAGCUGAUCGAGUCGUGUUCACAAAUAGCUGGCGCAUGUCUGGAGCAAACGACAUGGCUGAGGAGAAACCUGGCUGUCCGGGAAGACGUUUUCGAAGUGGUAGAAGGUUCUUCGGAAGGUAAAGAAGGAAAAAAUGGUGCUGGAACACCUGGAACUCCACCUAACGCAGCGUAUAGCGUUCAAGCACAAGCGGUAUUAGCGGAAAUACUCGCGCCACUGUUGGACGUUAGCUACGGUUCGCAAGAGAAGGAACGUGUGGUGACGCUGCUGACAAAUCUUAUGUACAACGUUACACCUUACCUGAAAAAUCACACGAUAAAAAAUAUCGCCUCAUUCACUGCUUGUUCUCAGUUAUUGGCUUCCUUGUCAGGAUACCAAUACACGAGAAAAGCAUGGCGCAAGGAUGUUUUAGAUCUACUGUUGGACUCAGCCUUUUUUCAAAUGAUACCGGCGUGUCUACCGUACUGGAGAACCAUAAUAGAUAAUCUAAUGACUCAUGACAAUACUACCUUCAGGGAUUUAAUGAAUCGUGUUUCCAUGGCCCAAGGUAGCGGGAUCAGCAUAUUCUCUUCGAAGGAGCAAGAGUAUGAACAGAAGGCGCAACUCUUAAAGCGACUGGCAUUCGUCAUUCUUUGCAGCGAAACGGAUCAGUAUCACAAGUACAUGCCGGAGAUACAAGAACGAUUGGCAGACAGUUUACGCUUACCUCAAGUAAUUCCAUCUAUCCAAGCGCAAGUGUUUCUAUGCUUUCGUGUGUUGUUAUUAAGAAUGUCACCGCAACACGCGACGUCUUUAUGGCCGGUCAUAGUUAGUGAACUGGUUCAAGUUUUUCUGUAUAUUGAACAGGAAUUGAGUACAGAUAGCGAAGAAUUCAGCAGUCGUCAAAGCAGUUCGCAUAUUAAACUACUGUCAGCUCUGGAUUCAUCAUGGGCUGUUAACACCAGCAAUGGACUUCAGGCGCAUGGACAUCCUCAUUGGUUACAGUUGCAAUUAGCUGCCGCGAAGCUACUAGACCUGGCGUUAUUGUUGCCCGCGCAUAGACUACCGCAGUUUCAGAUGUAUAAAUGGGCAUUCGUCGGAGAUGCAGCGGCGGGAUGCAUGGACAACAAUAACUUGUCUUCAGAUUUUGUACCGCAUAUUACGAGAAUAGCGAAAUUAAUGGACAAUAAGUUUCCACCAAUAAGUUCAUCGGUUAAGAGGAAUCCGGGAGAACUUCUGCUAACAUCAAAUAGCGUUCGUUCUCUGCAAGAUCUGCAUUAUUUUUUCUCGGAUCUUAGCCGCGCGAUGUGCAAUACGCAUGUACCAAUAAAUAACAUGCAGUUAGAAACGGUUAUUGAGCAAGAUUUCCUUGAGAAAAUGCCAGCCGUGCUAACAAGAUAGUAAAGACGCUUACAGGUAAUCAAUGAAUAAAUAAUUGUUAAAUAAAAAACGUAUAAGAAAGGUCAUCAUUAAAAUAUCUUAUUCUUUCAUAUAUUUAUAAAAAGAAGUAUGUAAGGUAUCUCGAAUCUUUCGUACCUAAAUAUUGUAAGUAAAUGCUAUAUUUUAAUCUGAUUGUAAAUUUCGUAUAAUGUAGAAUGUAGAUAUCAAAAAUACGCUAUUUUUGGUUUCUACUAUUAAACUCUAGACGCGCGCACACGCGCACACACAUUUAAAUAUUCGGAUUGAACACUCGCUUUAAACAAAAAAAAAAGAUUUACUCUAUACUCGACAUAAUGUUAAUAUUGAAUGGAAUAUCAUAAAGAAAUAUAAUAUAAUAAGCUUAAGAGACAUAUUUGAAUAUGUCUUGACUGUGUAUAAGACUCACAUGUGAGACAAAAGUACAUAUGUAUAUGUCACAAAUUGUUAAUUCUUUGUGGACAAGUUCAUUAUAAAUGAAAUAAAAAGUUUCUUUUAUAGUUAUAGAAGAGCAGAGAAGUAAAUCUCGAACAUGUAAGAUAUUCAAUAGUUUUUGUAACGAUUUGAUUAAUUAAGCUGUUAAAUUGUCUCCUUAUUCGGUUGUGAAUAAUUACCAGUGUACAUGAAUAGCAAGCUAAAUUUAUGACUUUGACUUGCUAGUGUAAACUUGUAUAGAGUCCUGGUUAGUGCAUAAUAUAAUAUCUCUAAGUUAGUCUUCCCGUUAUUUUUUGAUGAACACUUAUCAUGUUUUCGAUGGUUUCUAUCUCAACUUUUUCAGCCUUACACGUUAUAAUAUUCACAUUUAUAUUAUCUCUGAAACUGAUAAAUUAUAUAUUACAUUACGAAAUUUUUUUAUAGAACAAAAUACUUUGAACAAAAAUUUUGUUCUAUUAAAAAAAAGAAUAAAAUAUUUUGUUAAAUGAAAAAUAGAUUAUAAAAAUAAUAAUAAUAAAAAAUUCAAUGAACGUUCUAUUUCUAAUACGAAAUACUAUAGUUUGCGAUAUCCGUUUGGAUAUUAAUUAUAGGACGUGAAUGUUUAUGCGAUUUUAUUGUGAAAUCUUGGAAGAACUAAGACGUAUUAAAGUUUUUUAACAAUGUG
Messenger RNA from Ooceraea biroi (clonal raider ant), 9641 nucleotides. RefSeq names its product protein dopey-1 homolog. The record is from RefSeq and is a predicted model, not a curated record. Gene Ontology annotation, cellular component: endosome; trans-Golgi network. Gene Ontology annotation, biological process: Golgi to endosome transport. Lineage: Eukaryota; Metazoa; Arthropoda; Insecta; Hymenoptera; Formicidae.